AUGCAACCGUUCCGCAAGAUGGCUAGGGAAAAUAAGCCAUAUUUUUUCUGGAGUUUCCAAUCCUUUCAACUUUUUGGAUCCAAUGGACUCUUCAACCCAGCCGAUCUGGUCGAGCUGGUUCAUCUGGCUCUCAAGAACAUUGCCCAUGGUCUUGGACCCGUAGACCUCACCAAUACCGCCGCUUUUAGUCUGAACUCUUUCGUGCAGGUUCUUGAGUUUGUCAAACUCAUAAUAAAAGUCUGUGCUCAUGGCGAUCUGACCACCGUCGGCCACAGAGCUCACACGAGACGCUCUGUUCACCAUCGGUCCGAAAUAGUCCAUUCUUUUGGUCACAAUGUCACGCUCACACACAGGUCUACCCCAAUGAACUCCCAUUCUCACAGAAAGACCUCGGAAAAUGAUAUUAUCGUUAUCGUCUCUGAUCUCGCAUCCUUGGUCGCUGACCAAGAUCUCAGACGGCCACUCGUCCGUUGUCAGCAACUGCGAUUGAACAGUGAAACACCAAAGUAG
Molecule: messenger RNA, 510 nt
Organism: Ogataea philodendri
Lineage: Eukaryota; Fungi; Ascomycota; Pichiomycetes; Pichiales; Pichiaceae
Exons: 1
Coding region: 1-510 (169 amino acids)
Source: RefSeq, a predicted model, not a curated record